AAAUCAAAUGUGUCAAAAAAUGGCAAACACACCCCGCAGGGAGGAAGAAAGGAAACGGGAAGAAACUUACCUAAACAAGCAAAACAUUCCCAACGAAGGCAAAGUGCGUCCAUCGCACACACAGCAGACGGACACGUCGAUAAACUCACCCGUGUGUGUAUAAACAAAAAACCCCCAAAGCGACCACAUCCGCUCGCUGCCACACUCUGGCAGGGAAGGAAGCGUUCGGUGCAUUGUGCAAUCAUGUCUGGUCAGCAGUAAUAGAAGCCGUGUCAUCAAUUUUUGAUGAUUUUCCCCCUCGCGUUCGGUAAGGCAAUCCAUCGGUUUUUGCCAGCAUAGUUAUUCGCUGUAAAACGAGAGCGCACAAAAGCAUAAAAUACCGUCAGAAUGGAUGAAACCGCGAUGCUGUUCGCGCUGGUUAUCGUGAUGUUGGUCGGGUCGUACCUGGCCGGAAAUAUACCGCUCAUAAUGUCAUUAUCGGAGGAAAAGCUAAAGAAUGUAUCAAUAUUUGGUGCUGGGUUGCUUGUCGGUACGGCUUUGACCGUUAUCAUACCGGAAGGAAUCCGCUCGCUGUACGAUGAACGAUCAUUGGAACAGGCAGCAAAAGGCCCGGGAACAGCAUCCGGUCUACCGAUCGAUGAACACAAGCACGAGCACAGCAAUGAUGAGCAUUCGGCCACGAUAGGAUUGUCCCUGGUGCUUGGAUUCGUGUUCAUGAUGCUCGUCGAUCAGGUUUCUUCACGCCGCACAGAAGGAUCGAGUGAGCGCAAUCUUACCGCCACAAUCGGGCUGGUGGUACAUGCCGCAGCCGAUGGUGUAGCUCUCGGUGCAGCCGCCACCACAAGCCACUCGGAUGUGGAGAUUAUUGUGUUCCUCGCUAUUAUGCUACACAAAGCCCCGGCAGCGUUCGGAUUGGUAAGCUUCCUGCUGCACGAGGGUGUCGAACGGGACCGGAUCCGGAAGCACCUGCUCAUCUUUGCACUUGCCGCACCGGCACUCACACUUCUGACGUACUUCGGCAUCGGAAGCGAGCAGAGGGAAACACUCGAAUCGCUCAAUGCGACCGGCAUUGCUAUGCUGUUUUCGGCUGGCACCUUCCUGUAUGUGGCCACGGUGCAUGUCCUGCCGGAGCUAACGCACCGGAGCGAUCACGGCCACGGUCACAGCCAUGGCCAUCAUCAUGGUAACUACAGUCUGCUGGAACAGCAACCACCAAGCUCAUCGUCGGCCGCCGUCAGUGGGAAACCGUCCCCAUCGGCGGGUGGUCCCGGGGGACUGAAAAACUACGAGCUGGGUCUACUUAUACUGGGUGCUUUAGCGCCUCUAUUCCUGACGCUAGGUCACCAUCACUAGUAGGGCCGGAUCGGAGCAGAGAGUUGAAGUGCUCAGCCGUGUCUUUGAAACAUUUGCCAAACUGCCAAACCGUUCGUCGGAUUGUGCCACACCCCACAGUCGUGUUUCGGUCGCAGAAUUUGUACGUAUGUGUUGCUUUCUACUAAUGUGAUUCUGUUACUAUUACUGCGUUUCAGUUCGUAAGAUUCCUCCUUCCAAACGGGCAACAUGUGCUGGCAAGCAGUACGGUAUUUAGUUGUAAACGAUAAUAGCAAUAACGAAGAGAGAUUGUUUAAAGUGCGAAAGUCUCCCCCGCCGCGGUGCGUUUAGGCUGCAUUUGAGCAGUUCGGUGUUAAACGCAUUUAUAUUUCCAUUUUUACUUUCCCGCCCCCCCAUAAUACGGGUUUCGUUCGAAAUACGCCGCAGAAAUUGAAGUACCGGACGAUCAAAACAAUGACAACAAAAUAAAACAUUCGAACAAACUACUGCUAAAA
Anopheles stephensi (Asian malaria mosquito) is the source of this 1826-nucleotide messenger RNA. RefSeq names its product zinc transporter ZIP9 (gene Zip102B). Bases 388 to 1353 code for a protein of 321 amino acids. Gene Ontology annotation, biological process: transmembrane transport; zinc ion transport. Lineage: Eukaryota; Metazoa; Arthropoda; Insecta; Diptera; Culicidae. The record is from RefSeq and is a predicted model, not a curated record. Gene Ontology annotation, cellular component: membrane. Gene Ontology annotation, molecular function: metal ion transmembrane transporter activity. The transcript has 2 exons.